This is a messenger RNA of Pelobates fuscus (common spadefoot toad), 6268 nucleotides long. RefSeq names its product mitogen-activated protein kinase kinase kinase kinase 3 (gene MAP4K3). Gene Ontology annotation, cellular component: cytoplasm. Bases 296 to 2989 code for a protein of 897 amino acids. NCBI's taxonomy places the organism in Eukaryota, Metazoa, Chordata, Amphibia, Anura, Pelobatidae. The transcript has 34 exons. Gene Ontology annotation, biological process: protein phosphorylation; intracellular signal transduction. The record is from RefSeq and is a predicted model, not a curated record. Gene Ontology annotation, molecular function: ATP binding; MAP kinase kinase kinase kinase activity.
CCAUGUUGUGGGAUCUCCGGGGUUUGUAUUCUCCAGGCUCCCGGACGGAUCUACUGUGUGAGGCGUGAAGGGGCGGCGAGUCCCCGGUGUGAGCGGAGUGUGAGCAGAGUGUGCUGCCCGGCUGUGAGCGGGGUCCUAGUGCCCGCCGCCCCGGUGACUGUGUGAUCCCGUGUCUGCCCGGUGACAGCCCUCCAGCCGGCGGCCGUUGCUCCGGUGUGAGCGUUAUCUAGGUCCGGGCCGCCCCGUGCCCGGCGGUGAGUGUGAGCGGGGUCCGGGCCCCCUCCGGGCGGGCACCAUGAGCACCGGCUGCGACCUGUCCCGCAGGAACCCGCAGGAGGACUUCGAGCUCAUCCAGAGGAUUGGCAGCGGCACCUAUGGCGAUGUGUACAAGGCCCGGAAUGUUAACACUGGAGAGUUGGCUGCAAUUAAGGUUAUUAAGCUGGAACCAGGUGAAGAUUUUGCUGUGGUGCAGCAGGAGAUUAUUAUGAUGAAAGACUGCAAACACACAAACAUUGUAGCGUAUUUUGGCAGCUACCUACGACGGGAUAAGCUGUGGAUAUGCAUGGAGUUUUGUGGAGGGGGAUCCUUACAAGAUAUUUAUCAUGUAACUGGACCUUUGUCGGAACAGCAGAUUGCAUAUGUUUCCAGGGAAACUCUGCAGGGGCUGUAUUAUCUGCAUAAUAAAGGGAAAAUGCACAGAGACAUAAAGGGAGCAAAUAUCCUACUAACGGAUAAUGGACAUGUAAAACUGGCUGAUUUUGGUGUAUCUGCUCAAAUCACAGCAACAAUUGCAAAACGAAAGUCUUUUAUCGGAACUCCAUAUUGGAUGGCCCCAGAAGUGGCUGCUGUUGAGAGGAAAGGUGGAUACAAUCAGUUAUGUGAUAUUUGGGCAGUUGGAAUAACAUCUAUAGAACUUGCAGAACUUCAACCCCCCAUGUUUGACUUGCAUCCAAUGAGGGCUUUGUUUCUCAUGACAAAAAGCAACUUUCAACCACCCAAGUUAAAAGAUAAGAUGAAAUGGUCAAAUAAUUUUCAUCAUUUUGUCAAAAUGGCACUCACAAAAAACCCUAAAAAAAGGCCAACAGCAGAAAAAUUGUUACAGCAUCCAUUCGUUACACAGCCUUUAAACCGCACUCUUGCCAUAGAAUUACUGGAUAAGGUGAAUAAUCCGGACCACUCCAUUUUCCACGACUUUGAUGAUGAUGAUCCAGAGCCACCAGUUGUUGUUCCUCACAGAAUUCACUCAACAAGUAGGAGCGUGAGAGAAGAAAAAACCCGAUCGGAAAUUAAUUUUGGCCAAGUAAAGUUCGACCCACCCUUGAGAAAGGAGACCGAACCACACCAUGAGCUGCUCGACAGGGACGAUUUUUUGGACAGUGCAGAGGACAUAUACUACACUGCAAGAUCUAAUCUGGAUUUACAGUUAGACUACGGGCAAGGACCUCAGAGCGGAUACUUUCUUGGUGCAAACAAGAGUCUUCUGAAAUCAGUGGAAGAAGAGUUGCACCAGCGGGGACAUGUGGCACAUUUAGAAGAUGAUGAGGAUGAUGAUGAAUCUAAACAUUCAACAAUAAAACCGAAGGUGCCACCUCCAUUGCCACCAAAGCCAAAGUCAAUAUUCAUACCUCAAGAAGUGAAUGCGUCCGAAGAAGAAAAUCAAGGAACAAUCAAGAGGUGUCCUGUCUCCGAGAGUCCAGGACGGCCAACUUCAUAUGUCCCUCCCAGACCUCCCCCACCGCGGUUACCAUCCUAUAAGCAGAAUGCUUUAGGUAAUGGAGUGGGUUCAAUACAACUUAAUGGGGACCGGGAUUCAUCUUCACUAUCCCAGAUUGAAAAUAGGACAUCUAAAUCGCUGAGUGUGCCUACAAGGAAAGAGAAGAAGGAUGUUCCGAAACCAAUCAGUAAUGGACUUCCGCCAACCCCUCAAGUACAUAUGGGAGCAUGUUUUUCGAAAGUAUUCAAUGGUUGUCCUUUGAAGAUUCAUUGUGCAACAUCCUGGAUAAAUCCCGAAACAAGAGAUCAGUACCUAAUAUUUGGAGCCGAAGAAGGUAUUUACACCUUAAAUCUUAAUGAACUGCACGAAACCUCAAUGGAACAGCUUUUCCCUAGAAGAUGUACCUGGCUAUAUGUGAUGAAUAACUGCCUGCUCUCUAUUUCCGGUAAAGCUUCACAGCUCUAUUCACACAAUCUCCCAGGUCUGUUUGAUUAUGCAAGACAAAUGCAGAAAUUGCCUGUCGCUAUACCAGCUCACAAACUUCCUGACCGGAUACUGCCCAGGAAGUUUGCUGUUUCUGCGAAAAUUCCCGAUACCAAAUGGUGUCAAAAGUGCUGUGUUGUGAGGAAUCCAUACACAAGUCAUAAAUACCUGUGUGGAGCUCUCCAGUCCAGCAUUAUACUGUUAGAGUGGGUUGAACAAAUGCAGAAGUUCAUGUUAAUUAAGCACAUAGACUUCCCCCUGCCGUGUCCCCUCAUGAUGUUGGAGAUGCUUGUUGUGCCUGAGCAGGAGUACCCCUUGGUCUGUGUCAGUGUUAGUAAAGGAACAGAUUUCAACCAAGUUGUUCGGUUUGAGACGGUAAACCCUAACUCUACGUCUUCAUGGUUCACUGAGACAGAUACCCCGCAGUCAGACAUUAUACAUGUAACCCAGUUGGAAAGGGACACGAUUCUUGUCUGCCUGGAUCGUGGUAUAAAGAUUGUUAAUCUCCAAGGAAGAUUAAAAUCUAGCCGGAAGUUGUCUUCAGAACUUACGUUUGAUUUUCAAAUUGAAUCCAUCGUUUGCCUACAAGACAGUGUUCUUGCUUUUUGGAAGCAUGGGAUGCAAGGAAGAAGCUUCAGAUCAAAUGAAAUAACUCAAGAAAUCUCUGAUAACACAAGAAUAUUCAGACUGCUUGGUUCUGACAGGGUUGUCGUUUUGGAAAGCCGGCCUACGGACAACCCGACAGCCAACAGCAACCUUUAUAUUCUGGCAGGUCAUGAAAACAGCUACUGAAACAUGCCAUUUUGUUGAUGACCAAGAAAACACUAUUGCCACAAUGUUAACAGAAUCUUCAAGUCAGAUAAACGUCACAAAAGCAUUGUGGACACUUUUUUUUUAUAUAUAGAUAUAUGGGUAUAUAAAUAUAUAUAAAUAAUUUAUUGAGGCAUGAGACAAAGAUGAGGAAAAUGUUGCCAGGAUGUGGUAUCAGAUACACGUAUUAAAACGCUCCUACACAAGUGCUACAUUCACAAUGAUGUAAUCUUUGUACAGAUAAGUAGUAUUAUUUCUUUACCCUGCUGCUGUGGCUGUAACUUCAUAUUGCUCAAGACCUUUGCAAAAGUCCUUAUGUAGAUAGCGAUCCUUUAAUGAAGUACAAGUGUCUUAAUUGUACAGAUGUAAAGGUUGUCAGGAAACAAUGCUGCGGGGGUUUAAGGGCGGAUAUUGGAAAACCUUUUCCUUCUCCUAAGGCUAGUCUAAGUAAAAAAAAGCAGCCAUUUUGGAAAAGGAACACAUUGCAUUUAUUAACACUAUUGUAUUUUUUAUUCUAUGUAAUUUAGUAAUGCCAAUAUACAUUUUUGUAAUUUUGAAAAGAAAAGGAUAAAAAAAAGGAAGGAAAAAAAAAAAAGACUAUAGCUCAGAUGUAAGCAUUUUUAUGAUACCUUUAAAUUUAAUGCAAGUACACUGGUGUUUUAUUUGCACAAAGUAUUGUCAUGUGAUGUAAUGCGUCACAGAGUUAGAAGAAGACUGCUGUGAAAACGCAUCAGCUUCUGCUUAUUAAUAUAUAUCUUUUUGGGGGGGGUUUCGCUUGGCACGGUUAUUUGAAGGGAUGAUAACCAACCAGCACAGUUUCUGGAAUUCAUAUAUAAAAUAAAUAAUAUGCAGGCUCUUGCAGAUAAUGCACAGCAUCAGGUUAAUCCUAAUAUAGCCCAAGUAGUGUCAUCAAAAUGUCUGAGUUCAGUAGACCAGAAAGGAAACACGGAAAGUAUUUCAGUGUCAUCCCUCUUAAAAAAACACCAUUCGGGUGUACAACAUAAGCCUCACUUCAGGUCAUAUUAAGAUUAUCCUGGUUGUGGACAUUAGCUGCAAUAUAGGCCACCAAUUGAUAUAUGAAUGAAGACAGCUCCAGUGCUCCUUGAGCCAUCUGCUGCAAGCAGAAAUGUUGGCAAACUGGCUUUCUAGACUUUUGUCAGUAUUGGGAACACCAGAGCUCUCUGAUGUGUUUUGUCUUUUUUUUUUUUUUUUUUAAUAUAUAAAAUGAUUUGACGUAGCUGUAUGUGUAAAUUCAAGAUUUUAAAGUGGAUCUGUCAUUCACAGAACACGUGGAUGAUAAGGCUUUAGGUAAGUAUUAAAAUUUAGUUUGUAUUAUAAAUAUAUUAUCAAAGUGAAAUUUCCAGCAAAUAUAUUGAUUAAAUGUAAUACCUGGUAUUUGCUAUGGACAUCAUGUGGGUCCAUGCAUUCUCACAAUGCCUAAAGGGACACAUGUAACAUUAUGAGUGUGCACUGAUUAAAGCACCAGAUUUAAAAUUUCCACCGACGGUAUAGAGGUAUAGGCUAAGCCAAAAAUAAAAUGUAAUUUAGAUAUUUGCUAGUAAUUUGGAUAGCACACUUGUCUACAAAUGUGCCACCAUGUCAUAUUUGCAUGACAGCUGCACUUUAAGAUGGAUAGACAUUCAAUAUUUCAACCAUGCACCGAGCACAUCAAACAUUCCUUAUAUUGAAAGCUAUUAUUUGAAUGCUAUGUCUUUCUGUUGUUUGCCUUAUUUUGUCCUAUAGGAUGCUUGUAAACAUGUGGCCAAAAUAAUUUAGCUACUACCUCAUGCAGAUAGACUAAUGGAGACUUUGCAACAAAGAAGCUGUUUGAUUUUUUUUUUUUAAAUGGGAUUGGCAAAUUUAUUUAGACCCUUAACAUUGCAUUAAACUCUGAAGCAGCCAUUGGACGGCUUCACUUUGUCCGACAAUGAUGAUCGAGACUUAUACAAACUGCUCCCUUCAUGAGUGAACAUAAAUGUUGAUAGCAUGCAGUCUAAAUGUUAAAAUAACAGGAUCUAUCGAGAGAAAGGUAUCCUUGAUGGACCAAUGGGAAAUCAUCACAGUUACUGUUUCCAGCUUCCUUUCGGGUCCUAGGUCUCUGUGUAGAAGUAAUUCUUUAGCUCCCAAUACGUAUCUGGAAUAUUUCCCCUCUUUUUUUUUUUUUUUUUCUAACUGCUACCUGAGAAAUCAAUGCCCCACUCCACCUAGAUGAAUCUUUGCCAAUGCGACCGCCAAUGUUCUUGAAAUGCUAAUUAUAAAAAUCCCCAAACAGCUCUAUAAACAUUCCAGACUAGAGUUUAUAAUAAUGCACUUUUAGCAACAUUGCACCAUAUUUAGCCUUGAAAGCAUUGCAUUGUUUUUCAUUAAAGGUCACUUCAUCCAACCAUUGAACUGGAUCUUAAUGAGACUGAGAAAUUGCUCAAAUUAUAUAUUUCUUGUCAGGUACAUAACUUGAGAUAUUGACGUAUUUGGGCUUGACAAACAAUUCAAAAUUCAUCAUUUCAGGAACCGUUUCCAAAGUCUGUUAAACCCAUAUAAAAACCCCUUCAAUUCUUGUUAAUAGAGGCGAGUUUUGAAAGGGCUACUACCAAUUCCCCUGAGGAUGCAGUUUGAGUUCUAGCUUUGGACUACUGCUGAAUAUCCAUUUCCACAGGCCUGUGAGAUAUGGAGGAGAGCAGCAUAAGGUCUGUGCUCCAACGUGAACAAAUAUAAUUUCUCUUUCCCAUACUUGCAGCAUGUUAUCAUGUCAAAUCCCGGCCCAUCCAGUCCAUAAUACCAAGUGCCAGAGUGGUAGCAGGCAAGAAAGCUCUGUGCCAUCGAGGAACUAAAUCUGUUUCUUACCCAGCUAAAGCACUAGAUAGGGACAUAUUUUGAUCAGGGUGCAGUCUUACUGGGCUCUCUUAGCUUUUGUGGAACAGCUGCAACUGUAUUUCCUGCAUCUGUUGUUGCUGUCUCGGUGCUUUAUGUUCGGCACUGUCGGCCAUAUUUGUUUUUCUCCAUUGCAUUUCAUUACAAAAAAGUAUGCAUCUGUACUAAGCAGGUGAAUUUAUUGAAACAGGCCAUUUUCACUGUAUCAGGAAGACCAUUUUUGUAAAAUUAACACGUGCAUAUUUUUGUUUUCUGCAAAAUGUUGUGAGUUUGAACACUAAUCAAAGUGAAACAGCUGUAGUUGAUGUAUGGUAUAUAUUCUUGAUGUGCUAAUGCUUUUGGAUACAUUAAAGAAUGUGUGUGUGUAUAUACUGUAAAAUAAAAAAGAUUUUU